This is a messenger RNA of Aaosphaeria arxii CBS 175.79, 1734 nucleotides long. RefSeq names its product MFS general substrate transporter. The record is from RefSeq and is a predicted model, not a curated record. The coding region runs from base 1 to 1734 and encodes 577 amino acids. Gene Ontology annotation, cellular component: fungal-type vacuole membrane. Gene Ontology annotation, biological process: basic amino acid transport; transmembrane transport. Lineage: Eukaryota; Fungi; Ascomycota; Dothideomycetes; Pleosporales. The transcript is spliced from 4 exons. Gene Ontology annotation, molecular function: basic amino acid transmembrane transporter activity.
AUGGCACAUCCUACGAGCAGCAGCUCGGCGGAACGCACUCCACUUCUUCACCAGGACGACUCGUCCGUGACCACCUCCUCGGCAUCAAAGUCGCCAGCUUCAUCUUCUCUCCCACCUAAUGAGAUAUCCCGUGCUGGUGAUGAUAGCAAUGAUACUGAGGCUGCGCCUCCAAUAUCUCGCGCCAGAGGUGCUGUCAUCAUCUCAUCUGUUGGCUUGCUCAUCUUCCUUCAAGCAACCAACAUCUCUAUUCUAACAACUACACAAUCCGCAAUCGCGGCUGACCUGGAUGCCUUCGAGAAAGCAAGUUGGUUCACAUCAUCUUAUCUCAUCGCAAUGUCUUCUCUUGCUCCGUUAAUGGGACGAUUGUCUCAAGUCUUCAGCCCUCGCAUGGUCAUGUUCGUGUCCGAUAUCGUCAUCUGCAUUGGAACCAUCAUCACUGCCACUUCUGUCUCAUUUGAGAUGUUCAUCGCGGGUCGCAUCGUGACAGGAGCUGGCGCGGCGGGGAUGCUCGUCGUUGCAAGCAUCAUUGCCAUCCAGAUGGCCGGGCCGAAGAGAAGAGGUCUUUUCCUGGGCCUGGUCAACACCGGAAUGACCGUCGGCGUGUCUCUGGGAGCCGUCAUUGCUGGUGCACUGGAACCAGUUAUUGGAUGGAAACCCGUCUUUGGCCUGCAGGCGCCGCUCGCCUUUAUCGGAGGCAUAGGUCUACUCUUAGGGAUUCCCGCAGGCUACAAGUCAAAAGGGAACUCCUACAGCGGCCUCACACUUCGCCAGAAACUUGCCCGCAUCGACUAUUCAGGGUGUUUACUUCUGAUUAUCACUAUCACGCUUUUCCUUCUCGGCUUGUCCGGUCCUCGCAUCCUCGCCACGCCUUUGAUUUUGUCUGCCUUUGCUCUUCCGGUCUUCAUCCUUAACGAAGUAUACGUCGCGCGUGAUCCUGUUAUCCCAAUCACUAUCUUCAAGUCUCGUGGCACUCUUUUGACUUGUUUAGCUACCGUUGGUUUCAUGAUGGCCAGGUGGUGCGUCUUAUUCUAUUCCCCAGUGUAUGCUCUUGCUGUGCGAGGGUGGAAGCCCGCAGUCGCUGGGUCUAUCCUCAUCCCGACAAAUGCUGGGUUCGCCAGUGGUGGCCUUCUGGCUGGAUACUUCCACAUCCGCCGAGAUGGAAGUUUCUACGGUCAUACAUUGAUCUCAAUCUUUCCCAUCACCCUCUUCGUCAUCGGCUUUCUCAGCACCGCACAGAGUUCGUCUGCCUUGUAUAUUAUCAUGGUUUUCUUGAAUGGCCUUGUCACCGGCGCAUCGCUCAACUAUGCACUCGUCCACCUCCUCCACCUCACCGUUCCGGACGUGCAUCCCGUUGUUCUGUCCCUCCUCGCAACAUUCCGCGGCUUCGCUGGUAGUUUCGGCGCAGCGAUUGGCGGCGGACUGUUUGGCCGCGUCCUACAGAAAAGCCUCGUGGAAGGAUUCAAGGACGCUGGAUUGAAUCAUCGCGGUGACCUUGUCCGCAGACUAUUGGGUAGCCCAGCAUUGGUUCGUUUGUUAGACGGUGCCGAGAGACAGGUCGCAACGCAUGGGUAUGAAGAUGCUCUGCGAACACUGUUCUAUAGCGGAGUGGGUCUUGCCGUGGUGGUGGUCUUUGUGCAAGCUGGCACGGGAUGGAACCCGCCAGUGAAGGAGGUAGGGCAGGUAGAGGAAGAUGAAGAGGUCGGAGGUGAGGAAUCUCUGCUUGGAGGCUCGUAG